This is a messenger RNA of Sinocyclocheilus anshuiensis, 1935 nucleotides long. Its product is annotated as torsin-1A-interacting protein 1-like. The transcript is spliced from 8 exons. Bases 127 to 1758 code for a protein of 543 amino acids. NCBI's taxonomy places the organism in Eukaryota, Metazoa, Chordata, Actinopteri, Cypriniformes, Cyprinidae. Gene Ontology annotation, molecular function: ATPase activator activity. The record is from RefSeq and is a predicted model, not a curated record. Gene Ontology annotation, biological process: membrane organization. Gene Ontology annotation, cellular component: membrane.
UUUCCGGGAGAGAAGUUGUGUUUCACUGAAGUCGCUCCGACGAAGACCAUCAUUAAUGUUCCGCUUUCCGGUUUCGGCUGCACUGGACAAGUAAAAAGUUUGAUAAUAAGUGGUGAAAUAUAAAAAAUGGACACAAGUGAUUCUAAAGAAGAUGGACCAACAACUAGGAGGAGAAGCGCCAGACAGGCACCCACGCAAGCUUUAUACAGUGAGGAUCUUAAACCCAGAAGCCCAAUAAAGAGAACCUGGAAAAUGAGGGAAGAUGAUGGGGCAUACAGAGCUGUCAAUGGAGCCAAGGAGCCCAAGAGUCUCAAUAAGGAGGAUGAGGAUGAAUCCUCUGUUAAGAAGCAAAAGCUCGGAGAGAAGAGAAGGGUUGUAAAUGAGAAAGGUGAUGGUUUAAACCAAACAGAUGAUGCAAAUAUGGAGAUGGGUGAGAAAGAAGACCAGGAUCAAGAAAUGAACUCAGAUGAGGAGACUGAGCAGGAGCAGGAGUCUAGUUUGACAGGUUCCUCAGCCCAGCCUGGGACAGAAGAAAUGCAUCCAGCCCAUGUAAGGGAGGAAAGUCUGGAAAGUGAAGGGUCACUCAACAAACAAAGGCCUAUUCAUCUAAAUAUUAAGGUCAUUGAAAUACCCAAACCCAAAGCAGAAAAUUACAGACCAGUCACAAAAUGUGGAGAUGCCUCUAGUAUGGGAGCUGUUCCACUGGAACAUCAACAAGAGGUGUAUAAAUUGAGGAAUAGGAAUAACAUGAACUACCAGAAUCAUGUAACAGAGAAACACAAAAAUCCCCCUGGUCUUAGGAGUUGGAAUAGACACCCACCAACUGAACCCCAGAAGAGUUACGUCUACCCAACAAUUCAGCGUCCUAUCACAAAUCAAACUAAUCACAAAUACACAGAAUUGAAGAGUUUGCAGAAACCAGUCACCUCAAAAGCAAGUCCAGCCCCCUCCUCUAGAGGCUGGACGUCGUACAUGUGCAAGUACAAGUGGGCUCUGAUACUGACAGGAUUACUUGCUUUGGGCUUUUUUGGCUUUUUGACCUAUCAGAAGUUCUUACACUCCCGUUUGCCUCAAACUGAUGUGGUCCAUUCUAAAUCAGUGGAGAAAUUUGACCUGGAGUUAGCAGCUCUACAAGCUCUUUUUCCCAGUCAGCGCUCAGUGUUCUGGAAGAGGAGUGGGAAACAUCUUAAGAGCCACCUGGCGACGGUCAACCCCACUGAACCGGUCAGCGUAAUUCUGACUGCUGGCCUUCAGGCUGAAAGGACAUUGGGCUGCCUUGCUCGAAGAUUAGCCGGGGUGUACUCUGCUACCUAUAACGCUUCAAUCUUAGAAAUCAAUGGGACCACCAAAAGAGCACAAGACAGUAACCGGGUCAAGCUGGAGAUUGAUGAAGAGCUGAGGGAAGCGUUUGAAGGUGAUAAACCUGCAGCUGUUGUGCACCGUUUUGAGGAGCUCCCUCCUGGAUCUACGCUCAUAUUCUAUCGUUACUGUGACCACGAGAAUGCUGCUUACAAGAAGGUUUUCCUGGUCUUCACUGUGAUGCUUUCGGUGGAUGAAAUAGCCCCGACGACCAGUCUAAGUGCAGUGGAGGACAUGGUACAUGACCAUGUAAAACAUAAGUUUGUCAUCUCAGACAAAUCCACUAUGUUUAAUCAAAUGGAUGUGGAUAAACUGAGUGGACUGUGGAGCAGAAUUUCUCACCUCAUCCUGCCAGUGGCUGCAGAAGAGAAAAUUGAACAGCAGGGAUGUGGGGCAUAACCUCACGGAAAAUCAUAAGAUUGUAUUACUGUAUUGGGCUGGGCAAGUCAUUUUGUAGAGUUUUGAGUUUAACUGGUCUACUUCAUGAAUGUGUGGACCACAGAAAUGUACAUAGAGGAUCUAUAUUCCAAAGAGGUUUUUUAAAAAAUGUAUAUGUUUAUAAAUGUUUUAUACAAA